Molecule: messenger RNA, 1271 nt
Organism: Lathyrus oleraceus (garden pea)
Lineage: Eukaryota; Viridiplantae; Streptophyta; Magnoliopsida; Fabales; Fabaceae
Exons: 3
Coding region: 80-1249 (389 amino acids)
Source: RefSeq, a predicted model, not a curated record
GGAAGGAAAACUAUUCCGUCAAAACAUUAGUGAUUACACAACUUUACCGAUUCAUCGCUUCAUCUCUAAGCCAACCCACAUGUUACUAUACACUCACUUUACUCUCUUCUUCUCUCCCACUUUCACUUUAUUUACGCAUCAAAUCAAACAACUCCUCUUUUCUUCAAAUUACUCCAACUUUCCCACCUUAUAUAUUCUUCUUCAUUCCGAUCACCAACAUUUUCUAUUUGCAAUUGCAAUGGGAACCUGUAUAAGCUCCACCGAAAAACUCACGGCGGAAAUUUUUCCCAACGACGGAGCCGCCGUCCGGUUACACGGCACGCCAGACACUAUUUACACUGCAUACACUCGAUUCGCCCUUCUCCGUAAUACUACUUCCUCGGACCCCGUUCCACCUUCCAGACCGCCACUGGCGCCGCGUGCCUUACGAUCCAACUGGGAGAAUCUGAUUACGGUCCCAAUGAGGUCGGAGUUCGAGUCAGGCUCUCGCGACGCGCUUCUGCGAUUUAUCGACGCGCGGUUCCCAAACUUAUCAGCGGAGACACCUACAGCAACGACGACAAGUGGUGAUGAGAGUGAGUACGAAGCGACGUCGUUAAUGGUGAAGGUGACUCGUCUGCAACAUAAGAGCGUGACGUGGCAUGUGGAGAGAUUGGUGAGAUGGGCGGAGGAUCUGGCGACACGUGGAGGGAGGAAGGCCGUUGAUCCAAAAAUGGGGAGUUGGAAAAUGGAGGUGAGAAAAUUCGGAAAGAGUUACUCUCAGUUACUGGAAGUGAUGAUGGAGCAUGCUCAAAUGGAAGAGAAAGUCCUCUUCCCUAUUUUUGAUUCUGUUGAUCGAGGGCUAUCUAAGGCUGCAAAGGAUGAACAUGCUAGGGACUUGCCUAUCAUGAAUGGUAUUAAAGAAAUCAUCAAAUCUGUUGAGGUUUUGGAAUCAAGAAGCCCCAAUUACAUAGAGACUUUGUACAAUCUUUCUAAGAGGCUCAAUUCAUUUCAGGAACAAUGCAAACAACACUUUAUGGAAGAGGAUUUAGAAUUACUUCCAUUAAUGGAGGCAGUUGAGUUGAGCAAAGAUCAAGAUGAGAGAGCACUGGAGCAAAGUUUUGAUGUGAUGCAAGCAACACAUAGUGGAUUGUUAAAGUUUCUUUUUGAAGGACUCUCUCCUAAUGAUGUAGUGAAGUACUUGGACUUGAUUAACAUGUGUAGGGACAAAGAGAGAAUGGAAUCAAUGCUUCAAAUGAUUAUUGAAUGACAUAUAGGGCCCGUUUGUUUUA